Messenger RNA from Hyla sarda, 3042 nucleotides. RefSeq names its product GDNF family receptor alpha like (gene GFRAL). Gene Ontology annotation, biological process: nervous system development. Lineage: Eukaryota; Metazoa; Chordata; Amphibia; Anura; Hylidae. Gene Ontology annotation, cellular component: external side of plasma membrane; signaling receptor complex. The transcript has 10 exons. Gene Ontology annotation, molecular function: signaling receptor activity. The record is from RefSeq and is a predicted model, not a curated record. The coding region runs from base 26 to 1642 and encodes 538 amino acids.
AAGAGUAGUGCUGAAAUCCUAGCUGAUGGUUAUUUGCUCGAGCUCUGUAAACAUAUCCACAUCACGAGUAACACUGGAUUCACUCUUUAUUGCAAUGGAGUACAUCUGGUUGAAAGCUCUCUGGUUAAUCCUUUUAAAUUUGCCAAGAUCAAAAGCUGUAAACUGUCUUAACCUGAAAGAGAGAUGCAAAAUGUCUGAAGAUGAGUGUGCAGGACUUUGGGCUACUGCAGAACGGAUGUGUGAUCUUUCAGGUGGCAACUGUCAACCAAAAAGUUUGAUGAAUUGCAAUUUGACUCUAUUUUACUUCACUGAACGAUACCCCGAUUUCAAAUCCUGUACUUGCUCAGAUGAUAUUUACUGCACUAUUAAAAAGUUAUUGGGAAAGAACUGUAACUCCAAAAGUGUACCUACCAUUCCUGCAGGACCCCUCAAGCAAGAGCACCCCAAUAUUCAGAAAGAAUUUAUGCCUAAAAUAUCUGUGGGUCCUUCAUCAGGAAAAGCAAAUGAUUGCAUUUCAGCGAAAAUACUAUGCAAAAAGGACUACAAUUGCCUUUCUUUAUAUGAAAACUUUAAAAUGCAGUGCAUGCACCCACAUGAGUGCGUUCUAAAUGAUGCAGUCCAAAGUUGCUUGACAGCUUGGAAUGAAUUAAAAAAGACUGUUAUGGGAAACUGUAUCUGCCUCAACUCAACAAAAAGAAAAUGCUUAAAAGUUUGGAAUAGCAUUUACAAUAAUACAUGUUUACAACAUAACUUAGACUCAUAUUCUUCUCAAGGGACUCUAAAUUUAGAUUGGGGUGGCAGUUCAUUAAGGAAUAUAGAAUUUGGAGGUCCAAAGUCCUGCUUAGAUGUGGCCGCUCUUUGCGUUGGAGAUUCAGUAUGCAACAGACACUUAGCUGGUCUUAUGAAGGCUUGCCCUGUCAAUAGAACUGCGUGCAAUGUGAAAGACUGCAAGAGAACAAUAAGAGCCUUUUAUGAAACUAUGCCUUUCAAUAUGUCUCAAAUGUUGGCUUUUUGCAAUUGUGACCAGUCUCAUGAAGCCUGUCAACAUGCUGGAAGUGUUCUCCAUAGCAAAUCCUGCACAGGUCAUUCUGAUGUCUCCAUAUCUUGCCUUCAUGUGGUCCAUAGUUGUCUUGACAAUGAAUUGUGCAGAGAAAGAUAUGGGGUUUAUCAAUCAAAAUGUUGGGAACCUUUGAGCAGAUGUCACAAUAAUAGGAGCUGUUUGCUUGGUUUACACAAAGAAGACCUGACUUGUUCUGGAAGUGAUGAAUGUCGUGCUGCAUAUAUCCGUACACUUGGGACAAAACUUCAAAUCCCAUGCACGUGUCACAGAGGACUUAACUAUGAGGAACAGCAUUUAUGUGGAUUGUUCUCUCAUACUUUGAACAACACAUCAUGUUUAAAAAGAUUUACCACAAAUAACAUCCAAGCAUCUUACAGUAAUACACAAGGAGAACAACUUAGAAGUGGUAGUCCAAAUAUAUUUUCUGCUGAUGCUGUUUUUUAUAUCCUUAUUUCUGGAAUUAUUCUUUUGACUUUAGUUCAGAUUGUUCUAUUGACUUUACUUCAAAUACGGGCUUGUAAAGCGCAGAAAAAAACUGCUGCUCAGCGAGGAAAUGUAUCUCAAAGCUUAAUAAAUUCUUAGUUAUUGUAAAAUGCUGCAUAUUGACACAGAUGUCAUAUGUUAAGGAUAUCUAAGCCAAUUUAGAAUCAUGUUUUAGUACUUGAGCUUUAGUUUAGCUUUACUUUCACAGUACAAGAGAUAUAUUCAAUAAAUCAUUGUAGUGACUUGUUUUAUGCAUGUAAGGUUGUAUCACAGGUAUCUGCUGCUUUAACAAGCCUGUGUAAGAAGAAGGGGGUGGUUUUAUCAUUCAAACACAUUGUAAGUCUGGGGGAAAAUGAAUGAGUGCUUAGUGUAUUGUAAUAGAUUAAUUGUGAAUUUAUUGUAUUAUAUUGAAAAAUAUAUAUAACUUUUUUUUUUUAAUUAAUUUUUAGAAUAAAAUGAUGCUUAUUAAAACAAAUGAGGCCAGGUUCAUCCUGUGCAGAAUUAUAAAUAUCUUUUCAGCCAAAUGAAAAAAUGGAUAUAUAUAUAGUAAGGUUAGAUCCAUUAAAUGACACCCAUAGAGUGUGUGGGCCCAAGUAGCCAUGUGCAUUGAAGACAGAAUGAGAAGAGGCCAGAUACCAGUCUUUUAAACAUCUAGAUAAAACUGACAUGUAGGCAGUGUGCCACCUUGCACCAGGCACUUCUGGGGUUUGAUGAUGGGAUCCCAUGAUUUAAUCAAGGGGUGAUGAUCAGUUGCCAUGACAGGUAGAGGUGCCUUCUGAAGACCUUCAUGACUGCCAUGACAAGACCUCUCUACAGCCUGCCUAUAGCAGCUGCAAAAGAAGCAUAGGCGUUUGACAGUUUACUGCAAUACAUAUGUAUGAAAGUGAACUGUACAAACGAUUGCAUAGUGAAGUUUCUUUUUUACCAGGACCUCAUAUGUAGUUUAAAAAAAUCCCGUAUACAGUAAUAUUAAUUCAUAUAACCCUUUCCCCAUUUUCAAAAUAAAAAAAUAAAGAUAAAACCACCCACUUAACCCCUUAUAAAAAUAGUUCAUUUGGCAUUGCAGUAUGGUGAGAUCACACCAGGUGAAGUGUGUACCCCCCACCUCCACCCCCGUUGAGCUGGAUGGCAAAUCUGUGUUUUUCCCUCCAUAGACUUAUAUAGUAAAAGGGUUAGGUUUGCGUGACAGCAGGGGAGUAAGGAACUUCAGAACUUUGACCUGAUGCAAUCACAAAUUUUGACAUGCCUCUAUGACAAAUAACAGUUAUACCUAAAAAGAGCAAAUAGUCCUUCUAGGGAGAAAACAUAUUAAAAACACAGUACAAAAAAUACUUGUGCUGUAUGUCAUAAAGGUUCUGCUAAAGCCUGGCAUUGCUGACUGUAAAGCCCACACACACGAUAUGGGUCUUAUUAUGUAAACAACGAAACACAACAAAAAUGAAAAAUAUGGGAACACAGCUUCAAUUUGUACUGCAAUUGAUAAUUUUGAUAAUUUCUAG